This is a messenger RNA of Fusarium mangiferae, 510 nucleotides long. RefSeq lists its product as uncharacterized. Gene Ontology annotation, cellular component: P-body; Lsm1-7-Pat1 complex. The record is from RefSeq and is a predicted model, not a curated record. Gene Ontology annotation, molecular function: RNA cap binding. Gene Ontology annotation, biological process: deadenylation-dependent decapping of nuclear-transcribed mRNA. The transcript is spliced from 3 exons. NCBI's taxonomy places the organism in Eukaryota, Fungi, Ascomycota, Sordariomycetes, Hypocreales, Nectriaceae. Bases 1 to 510 code for a protein of 169 amino acids.
AUGGAGAACCUAUCUAUCGCCGAUGCCCCUCCACUGGGCCGCGGUGCGCCGCAACCGCUUCCCCAGUUGCCGCCGCAGAUGUUCACGACUGCAGCGCAGCUCCUGGAUCUCACAGACAAGAAGCUCAUGGUCGCUUUGCGCGAUGGGAGAAAACUCAUCGGCGUGCUAAGAAGCUGGGAUCAAUUCGCCAAUCUCGUUCUCCAAUCUACCGUCGAACGUAUCUUCGCGCCCUCCCCCGAGUCAGCAGGUAGCGAUCGACCAACAGGUCUGUACGCCGACAUAAAUCACGGCAUAUUCCUCGUCCGAGGCGAAAACGUUCUCCUCCUCGGUGAAAUCGACCUCGACAGAGAUGACGACCCGCCUCCUGGCUUUGAGCCCGGUGAGCUAGACGUCGUCAAGAAGCUCGCAGAGGAGAAGAAAGCCGCCGACAAAGCAAGGGAGAAGGCGCGAGUCAAGAAGCUUGCGAAGCAGGGUUUUGAGGGAGAGAACAUUGGCGAGAUCGUGCUCUAG